AUGAAUGGGGUAAACGGGACGAACGGCGCCCACGUCCCAAAUGGAACGAAUGGGACAAACGGCCUGAAUGGCACCAACGGCACGAAUGGUACAAAUGUCACUGCGACCCAGUCCUUUGUCGGGGCCAUAGACCAAGGCACGACAAGCUCUCGGUUUCUGAUCUUCAACCAACGUGGCGAGGUUGUAGUGACCCACCAGAUUGAGUUCACUCAGAUCUACCCCGAGCCUGGAUGGCAUGAGCACGACCCUCAGGAGAUUGUCACCUCAGUUGAGGAAUGCAUCAACGGAGCCGUGCAGGCCUUUGAGGAGUUGGGCCACUCAGCUGCGGACAUCCAGGCCGUCGGCAUCACCAACCAGCGUGAGACGACUGUGGUCUGGGACAAGCACACAGGCGAGCCCCUGUACAACGCGAUAGUAUGGACAGACACUCGCGCCGCCGAGCUCAUGAGGGAACUGAAGCGCCGCCCUGGGACUGAUGAGGUCACCGCGCUGUGCGGCCUGCCGCUGUCGACGUACCCAUCGGUCGCCAAGCUCCUCUGGAUGCUGGAGAACGCCCCCAAGGUCAAGGAGGCCUACGAUGCCGGCAACCUUGCGUUCGGCACGGUCGACACCUGGCUCAUCUUCAAGCUGAACGGCGGGAUAGACAAGAACCUCCUCGUGACUGAUGCAUCGAAUGCCUCGCGGACCAUGUUCAUGAACCUGAAAACGCUGGAAUACGAUGAGUCUCUGCUCAGCUUCUUCCGCCUCGACCGCGAGAAGAUCUGUCUCCCGAAGAUUGUGCGCUCGUCCGAUGCAUCGGCGUAUGGACUACUCUGUUCGACCUCGCUCAAAGGGAGGCCGAUUACUGGAAACUUGGGUGACCAAUCCGCUGCGCUGGUUGGGCAGAAAGGUUUCACACCGGGGCUUGCCAAAAACACGUACGGAACUGGAUGUUUCCUCCUCUACAACGUCGGCCCUGAGCCCGUCCUCUCCACUCACGGUCUGCUAACAACAGUCGCCUUCGACUUCGGUCCGGAGUCGCGCAUGUAUGCACUUGAAGGGAGUAUCGCUGUGGCAGGCUCCAGUGUCAAAUUCCUCGUUGACAAUCUCAAAUUUGUCGACACGAGUAGGAAGAUUUCCGAGCUGGCCGAGUCCGUUCCGGACAACGGUGGCUGCACCUUUGUGACUGCGUUCAGUGGACUGUACGCGCCAUAUUGGUACGAUGAUGCUCGUGGGACUUUGUUCGGAAUCACGUCCUAUACGAACCAGGGUCACAUUGCCCGAGCCACCCUCGAGGCGACGUGCUUCCAGACCAAGGCGAUCCUGGAAGCCAUGGAGAAAGACAGUGGACACGCACUGACAGAACUGGCCGUCGACGGCGGAAUGUGUGAUUCAGACAUCACGAUGCAGACUCAGGCGGAUCUUAUUGGCAUCCCUGUUAAUAGACCAGCCAUGCGCGAGACCACAGCCUUGGGCGCAGCCAUCGCGGCCGGACUUGCGGUCGGGGUCUGGAAGAGCUUCGACGACCUCGCCAUGGUGAACACUGAGGGCAAAACAGUCUUCGGGCCAAAGAUGAAGAAGCAAGAGAGCGACAAGAUGUUUGGCCGGUGGCAGAAAGCAGUCGAGAUGAGCAAGGGGUGGUUGUGA
Diaporthe citri is the source of this 1626-nucleotide messenger RNA. RefSeq lists its product as uncharacterized. Gene Ontology annotation, biological process: glycerol metabolic process; glycerol-3-phosphate biosynthetic process; triglyceride metabolic process. The transcript has 4 exons. Gene Ontology annotation, cellular component: mitochondrion. Lineage: Eukaryota; Fungi; Ascomycota; Sordariomycetes; Diaporthales; Diaporthaceae. The coding region runs from base 1 to 1626 and encodes 541 amino acids. The record is from RefSeq and is a predicted model, not a curated record. Gene Ontology annotation, molecular function: glycerol kinase activity.